Molecule: messenger RNA, 2099 nt
Organism: Phyllostomus hastatus (greater spear-nosed bat)
Lineage: Eukaryota; Metazoa; Chordata; Mammalia; Chiroptera; Phyllostomidae
Product: histone-lysine N-methyltransferase PRDM9-like
Exons: 12
Coding region: 135-2099 (654 amino acids)
Biological process (GO): positive regulation of reciprocal meiotic recombination; regulation of DNA-templated transcription
Cellular component (GO): nucleus
Molecular function (GO): protein binding; histone H3K36 methyltransferase activity; histone H3K4 methyltransferase activity
Source: RefSeq, a predicted model, not a curated record
CCCGCCCACCCAGCCCCUCCUCCCGCAGGGCCCCGCGGCCCCCUCUCCGGGCGCCCUGCCACCCGGAGAAGGGCGUUCGGUCCUCUCAGCGCCUUCUCCUCCCGCAGGCGCUUCGGACUCGGGGCUCGGACACCAUGAACCCCGACGGAGAUCCGCAGGAGCGCCCUGAGGGAGGAGCGGGGCGGACGCCUCAGGCGGAAGCAGCUUUGGAAGACGCUGCCCUCCACUUCUCCAGGGAGCAGUGGGCAGAGGUGGGAGACGGGGAGAAAGGCGGGUACCGGGACGUGAACGUGAAGAGGAACUCGGACGCGCUCAGCAGCCCAGGUCUCUGGGCCCACGACUCGCUUUCCUGUGUCACCGCCGCAGGCAGGCGGGCCACCGAGCUGCAGGAGGAGGACGACCCUGAGGACUCCGAUGAAGAAUGGGCCCCGAGGCAGCAAGUGAAACCCUGGGUGGCCUUCAGAAGGGAACAGAGUAAACACCAGAAGGCAACACCCCAGGUGCCAUUAAGCAAUGAAUCUAGUUUGAAGGAAUUGUCAGGAACAGCAAAUUUGAUGACUGCAAGUGACUCAGAACAUGCGCAGAAACCAGUGUCCCCUCCUGGAGAAGCAUGUCCCUUUGAAAAGCACACUAGACGAAAAUCGGAACUCAGGAGAACAGAGAUUGACAUGAAGAUGUACAGCCUACUAGAAAGAAAGGACUGUGGGUACCAAGAGGUCACUGGGCCCCAGGAUGAUGACUACCUUUAUUGUGAGAAGUGUCAGAACUUCUUCAUCGACAGCUGUGCUGUGCAUGGACCCCCUACAUUUGUAAAGGACAGUGCAGUGGACAAGGGGCAUCCCCACCACUCAGCCCUCACCCUGCCCCCUGGGUUGAGAAUCAGGCCAUCGGGCAUCCCUGAGGCUGGGCUUGGAGUGUGGAAUGAGGCAGCUGAUUUGCCUGAGGGUCUGCACUUUGGCCCUUAUGAAGGACACAUCACAGAAGAUGGAGAGGCAGCCAAGAGCAGAUACUCCUGGCUGAUCGCCAAAGGGAGAAACUGCUAUGAGUAUGUGGAUGGAAAGGACAGGUCCUGGGCCAACUGGAUGAGGUAUGUGAACUGUGCCCGGGAUGAUGAAGAGCAGAACCUGGUGGCCUUUCAAUACCAAAGGCAGAUUUUCUACCGAACCUGCCGGGUCAUCAGGUCGGGCUGUGAGCUACUGGUCUGGUUCGGGAUUGAAUAUGGCCAGGAGCUGGGCAGCAAGUGGGGCAGCAAGUGGAAGAGACAGCUCGAAGCCGAGAGAGCAGAACCAAAGCCAGAGGUCCACCCAUGUCCCUCCUGCUCUCUGGCCUUCUCCAGUCAGAAAUUCCUCAGCCAACACGUGAAAUUCAAUCAUUCCUCUCAGAUUCUCCUGGGAACAUCUGCAAGAAAACACCUCCAAGCAAAGGAACCCUGUCCAGAGGAUCAGAAUCAGCAGCAGCAACAUAGUAGUACACACAGCUGGAAUGAAAAAGCUGAAUGUCAAGAGGUCGAAGAAAGGUCCGAACUUUUGCUUAAAAGGAUCAGUCAGAGGAAAAUCUUAAGACCCUUUUUCCAACCUUCCAAAGAACCAAUGAGGAGCUCUAGUGAGCAUGAGAGAAUGAUGGAGGACGAGCCCUGUAGAGGCCAGAGGGAGAGUCCAGAGGACACAGGCAAGUUAUUUGUGAAAGUAGGAAUGUCGAGAAUUAUAACGAUCAAGUAUGGAAGGUGUUGGCAAGGCUUCAACGAUGAGUCACAUCUCAUUAGAGACCAGAGGACACACUCUGGGGAGAAGCCCUAUGUUUGCAGGGAAUGUGGGCGAGGCUUUACAUGCAAGUCAGUUCUCAUCACACACCAGAGGACGCACUCAGGGGAGAAGCCCUAUGAAUUUUGUCUCCAUACAAAUAUGAAGCCCGAGUCCCUCAUUCCGCCAUCACUGAAAGCAGAGAGUUCAGAAAGAGACACCAAGAACUCAUACUCUCAGCCACAGAAAUUCAGCUCCUACAAAUGGGAUCAGCAUUUCCUGGUGCACAGCACACAGAUUCCACAUCAGUCCAUAGUGGGUGUCAGUCUCAGCUCUGUCUUCUCCAGCUGUGUGACCUAA